GUGGCGAACUGACGAAAAUUCAAUAACAAAUUUUGAUCGCGAAGGAGUGCAAGUGGAAUCACGUAGUUGGUUUACAGUUAGUGACCUGGCUGAGCGCAUACGGAUAUUAUUACCAUCAGUAAAACUGUUAUAAAUACGUUGAGAUGUUAAGUUUGGCGAAGUGGUCUUUACUGGCUGCCGGUGUGUCGCUGUUGGCGCUUCAGAGCAUCUGUCAAAAUGUUUUGCCCCAAGAUCAACAAGACCCUAGACAAGGAAGAGACCUUUUGGAUUGGAUUGGGCUCGGAACAGGACCGGAAACUGACCCAUAUUUAGCAAAAACCAAUGCCGCUUGCUUGAAUGGAGACCUGGCUGAAUGUUUUAAAUCUAGAGCUCUUUCAUCGUUGGACGAAUUUUUUAAUAAACCCUUCUAUCAUCUAACGGAAAACGCUAAAAUUUUACGAAUGCCCGUAAACCAACUGAGGGAGAUAGCUCAAGAACCUUACGAGUUUUCUCAAAGUCCACGUUCUGACGAGCCUGAGUGGGAUCAACUUGUCAAAUUUGCAUUGAGAAAGGUGGAAAAAUUCCUUAAAUCCUCAGCUAUAGAAGUUGAUAUUGAUAAUGACGUGUCCGAAAAUGGCAGAUAUUCCCCUAGAUUUAUUGACGAAAUUGCCGAUGAAAUUGACACGAUCGAAGAUAAAAAAGACACUUUUAUAAAGAGAAAACAACUGAAAAAGCUCUUUAUCCCAAUGCUCAUAAUCCUCAAGCUCUUCAAACUCAAGCUCCUCUUAUUCCUGCCCUUAAUCCUAGGCCUAGCCUCCUUCAAAAAACUCCUCGGUCUCCUGGCCAUCGUGAUCCCAGGAUUGAUCGGUUUCUUCAAACUCUGCAAGCCUAACCUGCAAAGCGGUUUCACCGGUAACUAUUUCAACCAAGGGCCUCACUAUUCACCGGCUGGUAUUGCCUAUCAACCCCAUUACAAGGAACAACCAAGUUUUGUACAUCAGGAGUAUCCAGAGCACUACCAUCAUGGGCAUGGUGGUGGUGGUGUUCAUUUUAGAGAUGAGCAUCAAGCCCAGGAUUUAGCCUACAAUGGGUGGAAUCAGUAUAGGAGUAAUGAAAAGGAUAUAGAAGCUGAGGGAGAGACUACCUCCAAAAAAAGUAUUUUGCCUGAUAAUUAAUUAUGAUUGAAGUG
This is a messenger RNA of Brassicogethes aeneus, 1168 nucleotides long. NCBI's taxonomy places the organism in Eukaryota, Metazoa, Arthropoda, Insecta, Coleoptera, Nitidulidae. The record is from the annotation of a GenBank genome assembly.